CUUUCCAAAAGUGCAGGUAACUUCCGGUUGCAGACGACAAGUGCGAGUGAGUAAUGUAGGUAGGGCAAUUUUUGGGGGAAAAUGGUGACAAGUCAAAUAUUCACAGCAACAACAGAUGGAAAUAUUUCCUUUCUAUCGACAUUAAAUCCUGAACAACUCACAGACAAGAUCGUUGACGAUAAAGGGGCCAAUUGCUGCCAUUAUGCAUCAAGGGCGGGUAGGGUAGAUGUCAUCGAGUAUCUUGUUCAAAACAGACACUUCAACCACCACAAGCGGUCCAUGGUCGGCUCUACUCCAGCGCAUGAUGCUGCAGCCUCAGGGAAACUAGCCACUGUACAAUGGUUACUGAAACAAGCCAAACCUCCCUUAACUCCAGAUGAUCAAGAUGGCACUGGAGCAACUGUACUGCAUUUGGCAGCUAGAUAUGGACAUGCUUCACUUGUAGAAUGGAUUCUUGAUAAUACUCAGGGUGAUUUAGCCAUGAUAAAAGCAGCAAGUGGUGCUCUGCCUCUUCAUUUUGCUGCUUCUGGUGGAAGUGUGGACACUGUUCAAAUUCUAUUACAGGAUUCACCUAGAUCUGUGAACAUGCAAAUGACAAAUGGAGCAACCCCGAUAUAUAUUGCUGCACAGAGUGGGCAUUUAGAGGUCCUUAAACUACUGGUUCAGAAAGGUGGCACUGUUAAAAUCCAUGCAUAUGAUGGCAUGUCAUGUUUACAUGCUGCAUCCCAGAGUGGACAUCUUGAUUGUGUAAAAUUCUUGGUAUUGGAACAGAAAUGUAAAGUAAAUGAGCGGGACUUUGACGGAGCUUCCUGUCUUCACUACGCAGCCAGCAUGGGUCACGCUGAGGUCGUUAGGUGGCUGAUGUCAGAGGGAGGGGCCAAGGUCACCCUGGAUAACCUUGGAGGCAGUCCUCUCCACAAUGCAGCAGAAGUGGGACAUCUCAAGGUUGUGAGAGUUCUAUUGGAGAACAAUUGUAAUCCCGAUAUAACAGAUAACCAGGGUCUGACAGCCUUCGAGUUAGCAGAGAAGUGUUCUAAUGAUCAAUGUGCUAAGGAAAUCAAAGUAAAACAAGUUGGUUUUGAUGAGGAAGAAGCAGGCCAGUCCUGGACUCACCAUUUAGAGACAGCGUCCAUUGUCAGUAGAUCAAGGAGGCUAGAUUGUGAAGAUUCUGGAUCUUGCACACUUUCUGAGGAGACAGGAGAAUGUGAAAAGAGAGAUUACAGACAAAUAGAGCUGUCUGAUGAGACAAAUAAUAACUGGAACAUACCUGUACCAGUCAACCAUACAACUUCUCCAAAUACCACCUUAUUUGAUAAACCACAGGACUCCUCACUAAGUCAUCCUAACAUUGACUCUACACAUUCUGCAAUCCAUAGAGAAAAAGCCGAAAGUAUCAACAAACCAGUGACCCGUAACAAAUCCUUCGUCACCUCAGAUUUCCUACAGAGGUAUAGCGUGGCUAGAGAGUUACCUCCCCUGACCCAGAGACCAGCAGCCCCUGUGAUCCAGGUGUCGCCACUACACAACAGAGCCAGGAUGAGUGAGGGGGAGAAGGAAGUGGUAGAACAGUUAUCUCCCCAUACCUACAGGAGCAGCAGGACAUUACUGUUGACAGAACUCAAUGACAAAGUCAAAACUGUACAAGUCAAUGGCCAGGGGUCAUCCAACUGUGAACAUGAAUCAGUCAGCAGUAACAGAAUUGAACCAAGAGACAUGUCAGAGAAUUCACAGAGACCCAGUCCCACUUCCUCCUUUUCGGGGUCAGCCAGGAGCAGCCCCACCCCACCCCACACAGGACUGAUCGCUGAGCUGAAGAAGGCUGCUGUUGCCCCAACCCUAAAGAAAACCAAAAAACCAACGGAGGAAGGAAAAAUGAACUUCAUAUACUCAUUUGGAGGACCAGUAAAAACAGGCUCAUUAACCAAUGGAGCUUCUAAUCAUAAUUCUAGUGAACACUCUUAUCAGCCAAAGAAAGAAAAAAUUGUAUUAGAGGGAGACUUUGAUCCCAAAAAUUUUAUGGACCAGGUUGAGAGUGUAGAUAAGUCUGGAAACUCAAUGCCCGAUUGGAAACGACAAAUGUUGGCCAGAAAUCUGGCAGAGAAAGCCUUUAAAGAGCAUGAGGAAAAGAGGAAGCUUGAAGAAAUAGAAGCCAGGUUUAAGAACAUGCCACUAUGGAAGAGACAACUGAUAGAAAGGAAGGAGGCUGAAGCAAAAGCUUCGGCAGAGCAGGCAAAUAAAAAGAAGUAGCAGUGUGUGGAGCUGUCCACCAGGCAUGCUUCUAAUCUUAUUUACGAUUUCUGACUUCAAAUUGCUGUCUCAAUAUGUAUAUGAAAUCCCACAAUCUGUGCAAUUGUCUGAAUUGUUGAUAUUUUUGUUACAUUAAUGUUUAUAUUUAUUGUGCAAUGUCUUAUGCUGUUUGCUUGUUUUGUCAAAUUUUCAGCAGAAAUGCAAAAACACAUUUUUUUAACAAAGCUAUUACAUGUAUUUUGCAAUAGAUCUUCAGCAUUUUAAGAUUUUUAAUGACAAGAAAAGGUUGUUGAUUUCUGAAAUGAUGUUUGUAACUUUCUGUGUACCCCCUCCUUUAUUGGAGAGUAUUGGUUGUAAAGAGGUGCUAUUAUAAUUGCAAUGUAUACUGCUUCCAAAUCAGUAGAAUUAUAAAUAGGUACUUUUGCUGUAAAUUUCAAUUGUUGAAGAAUAUUCAGUUUUAUCCUUUGGAUGCAUAUCAUAUUAAAAUGAAAGCAUGUACAUGUUCUUCACAAAAUUUUAAAUCUCAGAUGUAUAUGUUCAUUUACAUUGUAGAUUGGAAUAAUAUUGAUGAUAAGUUUGCCAAAAAUGGGUGAUAAAUCAUGCAGUACUUACAGUUUUACAAAGAUUUAUCUAUGAUUUUUAAUGAUCUUUUCGAAUUCUUAAUUUUUAGCUACAUUCUUUUUACAGUAUCAGUCAUGCACAACAACAAAAUUUGUCAUAUAUAUGACAAGAUGUUGUGUGAUGGUCACAUUUACGCAAAUUCAGUAACAGAGCAUAGAAAAUUGUACAUGAUAUUAAAUGUUUUGCAAUUUUAUGUGAAUCAAGUGUUAAUACUUGUAUUUGUUAUGAAAAUAAAUGUCACACAAACA
Messenger RNA from Saccostrea cuccullata (small rock oyster), 3116 nucleotides. RefSeq names its product espin-like. The record is from RefSeq and is a predicted model, not a curated record. Gene Ontology annotation, molecular function: actin filament binding. The transcript has 10 exons. Gene Ontology annotation, cellular component: cytoplasm. Gene Ontology annotation, biological process: actin filament bundle assembly. Lineage: Eukaryota; Metazoa; Mollusca; Bivalvia; Ostreida; Ostreidae. The coding region runs from base 82 to 2247 and encodes 721 amino acids.